This is a messenger RNA of Myotis myotis, 2263 nucleotides long. RefSeq names its product cullin-2-like. NCBI's taxonomy places the organism in Eukaryota, Metazoa, Chordata, Mammalia, Chiroptera, Vespertilionidae. The transcript has a single exon. Gene Ontology annotation, molecular function: ubiquitin protein ligase binding. Gene Ontology annotation, cellular component: Cul2-RING ubiquitin ligase complex; SCF ubiquitin ligase complex. The record is from RefSeq and is a predicted model, not a curated record. Gene Ontology annotation, biological process: protein ubiquitination; SCF-dependent proteasomal ubiquitin-dependent protein catabolic process.
CAACACUGAACUUGCACAAUGUCUUUGAAACCAAGAGUCAAAGAUUUUGAUGAAACAUGGAACAAACUUUUAAGGACAAUCAAAGCUGUUGUCAUGUUGGAAUACGUCGAAAGAGCAACAUGGGAUGAUUGCUUCUCAGAUAUCUAUGCUUUAUGUGUGGCCUAUCCUGAACCCCUUGGAGAAAGACUUCAUACAGAAACGAAGAUUUUUUUGGAAAAUCAUGUACGGUAUUUGCACAAGAGAGUUCUGGAGUCUGAAGAGCAAGUACUUGUUAUGUAUCAUAGGUAUUGGGAGGAAUAUAGCAAGGGUGCAGACUAUAUGGACUGCUUGUAUAGAAAUCUCAACACCAAGUUUAUUAAAACAAACAAACAGACAGAAGUUGACCUUCAGUAUGGCUAUGGUGGUAUAGAUAUGAAUGAACCUCUUAUGGAAAUAGGAGAGCUAGCAUUGGAUAUGUGGAGGAAAUUAAUGGUUGAACCACUUCAGACCAUCCUUAUUCGAAUGCUGCUCCAAGAAAUCAAAAAUGAUCGUGGUGGAGAAGACCCAAACCAGAAAGUAAUCCAUGGGGUUAUUAACUCCUUUGUUCAUGUUGAACAGUAUAAGAAAACAUUCCCCUUAAAGUUUUAUCAGGAAAUCUUUGAGUCCCUCUUUCUGACUGAAGCAGGAGAGUAUUACAAACAAGAAGCUUCAAAUUUAUUACAAGAAUCAAACUGCUCACAAUAUAUGGAAAAAGUUCUAGGUAGAUUAAAAGAUGAAGAUAUUUGAUGUCAAAAAUACUUGCACCCAAGUUCAUAUACUAAAGUGAUUAAUGAAUGUCAGCAACGAAUGGUAGCAGACCAAUUACAGUUCUUACAUGCCGAAUGUCAUAAUAUCAUUCAACAAGAGAACAAAAAUGGCAUAGCAAAUAUGUAUGUCUUACUCCAUGCUGUGUCCAGUGGUUUACCUCCUAUGAUACAGGAGCUGCAAAAUCAUGUCCGUGAUGAGGGCCUUAGAGCGACCAGUAAUCCUACUCAGGAAAAUAUGCCAACACUAUUUGUGGAGUCAGUUUUGGAAGUACAUGGUAAAUUUGUUCAACUUAUCAACACUGUUUUGAAUGGUGAUCAGCACUUCAUGAGUGCAUUGGAUAAGGCUCUUACAUCAGUUGUAAAUUACAGAGAACCCCAGUCUGUUUGCAAAGCUCCUGAAUUGCUUGCUAAGUACUGUGACAACUUACUAAAGAAAUCAGCAAAGGGGAUGACUGAGAAUGAAGUGGAAGGCAAACUUACCAGCUUCAUUACUGUUUUCAAAUAUAUCGAUGAUAAGGAUGUUUUUCAAAAGUUCUAUGCAAAAAUGCUGGCGAAACGUUUACUUCACGGGUUAUCUAUGUCUAUGGAUUCUGAAGAAGCCAUGAUCAAUAAAUUAAAGCAAGCAUGUGGUUAUGAGUUUACCAGCAAGCUACAUCGGAUGUAUACAGAUAUGAGUGUCAGUGCUGAUCUCAACAGUAAGUUCAACAAUUUUAUCAAAAAUCAAGACACAGUAAUAGAUUUGGGAAUUAGUUUUCAAAUACAUGUUCUACAGGCUGGCGCAUGGCCUCUGACUCAGGAUCCUUCAUCUACAUUUGUGAUUCCCCAGGAAUUGAACAGAAGUGUACAGAUGUUUGAAUUAUUUUACAGCCGGCAUUUCGGUGGAAGGAAACUUACAUGGUUACAUUACCUCUGCACAGGUGAAGUUAAAAUGAACUAUUUGGGCAAACCAUAUGUAGCCAUGGCUACAACAUACCAAAUGGCAGUUCUUCUAGCCUUCAACAACAGUGAAACUGUCAGCUAUCAAGAGCUUCAAGACAGCACACAGAUGAAUGAAAAGGAACUGACAAAAACAAUCAAAUCAUUUCUUGAUGUGAAAAUGAUUAACCAUGAUUCAGAAAAUGAAGAUAUUGAUGCAGAAUCUUCAUUUUCAUUAAAUAUGAACUUCAGCAGUAGAAGAAAAAAAAUUAAAAUUACUACAUCAAUGCAGAAAGACACACCGCAGGAAAUAGAACAAGCCAGAAGUGCUGUAGAUGAGGACCGGAAAAUGUGUCUCCAAGCUGCUAUAGUUCGUAUCAUGAAAGCACGAAAAGUGCUUCGGCAUACUGCCCUUAUUCAAGAGGUGAUUCGCCAGCCAAGAGCUAGGUUUAACCCUAGUAUCAGCAUGAUUAAGAAGUGUAUUGAAGUGCUGAUAGACAAACAGUACAUUGAACACAGCCAGGCUUCAGCAGAUGAAUACAGUUACGUAGCAUGAUGUUGCU